AUGAUUUUUUACAUUUUCGAUUGCCUUAUUAGAAACAAAGUUUUGCGUGUGCUGGUCAAAACAGACAGAGAUAUUCUCAAUUAUGUCGUCAAUGACUUACUUUGCUCCAAAUUGCUCUGGAUCGAAAAAACGAAGGAUAUCAAAUCAAUAAAUACGGUAGACAUAUUCAUCGACGAUGGGGACGACUUCUGCGAUAAGGUCAGCGCAAAGAUCUACGUUCACGGGCCAAGGUCGCAAAGUAAUCAUGGCAUCGUUCUUCCUAUAACGAUACAGGAUAAACAAGCGCUGGAACUGCUAGAUUACGAAGAAAAAUUUCGCUCUUUCGAGAAAGAAUUGCUUCAACUCGAUGAGAGCGUCUACCCAGAACUUGCUAUCAACUCAGACUUGGAGAAAAAAAUUUCUUAUUUAAACGCACUCUCCGAUUUCUUCACGCAUCGAAAACUCUUCCCAACGAAAGUAGCCAAGGAAUCGUCUAUCGAAAAGAUUCUCAAGAAAAAUCUUGCAGAUCUCGAGAAAAGUCUCAAUAACGAUUUGAUGGUUAUUCAAAGUAUCGAGCUCAGCAUGAAAAAAGAUGAAAUCAAAGAAGAGGACCAAACAAGCCUGCUCAAUUCAAAAGCUCGCCUAGCUGAACUGGAAUUGAAGUGGAAGCGAGAGAAUGCACAAGAAACGCGAAUUAUGAUGGCUCAAUUGGUCGAUGAACUCAAUUUGGCUAAAAUUCGGGCAGCAAAUGAAAAAUUUCAGCUCGCGCAGAAAGUCCUUCUCAAGCUGGAGUCGAUGAAUUCGUUUAUUCAGGACCGUAUCAACUAA
This is a messenger RNA of Oikopleura dioica, 807 nucleotides long. The record is from the annotation of a GenBank genome assembly. NCBI's taxonomy places the organism in Eukaryota, Metazoa, Chordata, Appendicularia, Copelata, Oikopleuridae.